Blepharisma stoltei is the source of this 1525-nucleotide messenger RNA. NCBI's taxonomy places the organism in Eukaryota, Ciliophora, Heterotrichea, Heterotrichida, Blepharismidae. The record is from the annotation of a GenBank genome assembly.
AUGUCUAAGGUAUUCCAAAGGAUUAAUACUAUAAGGGAGACUUUUAGCUAUGAAAUCCACGUCCAUUACAUUAUUUUAUCUGUCCCAAAAGAAACUUUACUGAAGGUUGUUUGAAGGAAAAGUAAUUUUCUAUAUAGAGGAAUUUUUAGUGGAGACUCGUGUAAUAACUAUGACCCCUGAAGAGAAAAAGGUUGAGAUCAAUGAACAAUUGAUCAUGCCUAUUAAUACUUUAUAUAAGAAAAAAGCGACUGGAGUUUAUAGACCAAAAGAAACUGAGCUGAAAAUUGAAGGCGAAUCUAAUGGAAAACAUUUUGAUAUAGGAAAAGUUAUAUUAUAUUGAAUUUAGCUGAAUUUAACACAAUUUAUAAUAAUGGCAAAUAAUUUCUUUAUAAUUCAGUUAAAUAUAAAUUUAGCUGACUACAUAGAGUCUCCUAUUAGAGAAUCAAGCUACCAAAUUCUAAAAUCAAAAGACAAAAAUGCUGAAAUUUGUCUCUCUAUAAAAGCUGAACAUAUAGAAACCCAUAAAGAAGCAGUAGAAAUGGAAAUGGAAAAUGCUGAAAAAGCAUUAAAACAGGCAGAAAAUCUUGAAACUAAAAUAGAAGAAAACCAUGAGGAGUCUAAAGGAGAAACAGAUUCUUCUUUAUUUGGAAAUGCUAUAGGGGAAAUCCAAAUUUAUAAAGAAAAGCUAGAAAAAAAUUUAGCGAAAAUUGAAGAAAUUAGCAAUGAAAAUCAAGAGCUAAGAGAAAAUUUAAAAGAAAAAGAAAAGAAAGAGAAAUAUAAUGAAGAGUUAGAAGAAAAGCUUGACAGGACAAAAUCAAAGGGUAAAGAGCUUAAGAAAAAAAUAACGAAUUUAAAAGGAGGGCAAGCAGAGCUAGAAGAGCUAAUAAUAAAGGAAAAAAAAGAAAUGUAAAGAGUAUUUACUCCCUAUUUAAGCGGGAAAAUAACUCCUUGAUGAGCAAGCAAAAAAUUUGCUUUUUAAAUAAUCUUUUAUAUAUAUUUUUAUAUAAAGCCUUUAAUUAUUAAUUCUAUAGCUAGGAAUCUAAACAUAAAUUUUAUAAAUUAAUUUUUUAAUCUUGAAUUGAGAUUUUUUGAAAUCUAAAAAUUCUAUUUAAAGAAUUCCACUCUAUAUAAGUGAACAGAAUAUUAUGGGAAAGAGGGGAAAUUUAGUGAGAAAUUAAAAGAAAUAAAUGAAGAAAAAUCAAAGGGAAACAAAAAAGUAAGCCAUUUAGAGUCAAAAGUUUUAGACCUGGAAGAAGAGAUUUCUAAACUUAAAGGAAAAACAGCGAUUAAAGCAGAAAUAAUCCAUUCUCUAACAACAAAUAAUAAUGCACUCGAAGAAAAAAAGUAAAUUUCAUAUAGUCAAGCCCUUGAAAAAGAACUGCACCGCUUGCAAAAUCUUGAGGAAGAAUUUAAUCGCAAAAAAGAGGAAAAUGAAGAAAGUCCAGAAAAAAUUGAAGACCAAAUAAACGAUCUCAAUGAAAGGAUGAAAACUAUAUUGAGGAGACAUACUGAGUACAGAAAAUAA